CGGCGGCGGGGAGCCCGACGCCCGACGGCACGGUGAUGGGCGCCGGCACCCCGCCGAGCCCCGGCGGCACCGCCUCCGAGGAGACGCGGCUGCACGUCUUCACCCUGGACUACCCCCACGUGCAGAUCCCCUUCGAGAUCACCCUCUGGAUCCUGCUGGCGUCCCUCGCCAAGAUCGGCUUUCAUCUUUACCACAAGUUGCCCUCAAUAGUACCUGAAAGCUGCCUCCUUAUUCUGGUUGGAUUGCUUCUUGGUGGCAUUAUUUUUGGAGCGGAGGAGAAGUCCCCACCUGUAAUGAGCAGUGAUGUUUUCUUCUUAUAUCUUUUACCACCGAUUGUACUCGACGCUGGAUAUUUUAUGCCAACUCGUCUUUUCUUUGAGAACUUCGGUACUAUAUUCUGGUAUGCCGUGGUAGGCACACUCUGGAAUGCCAUUGGCAUUGGGAUUUCACUUUAUGGAAUUUGCCAGAUCAGUGCAUUUGGUUUGACUGAUAUCACAUUGCUGCAGAAUUUGCUCUUUGGCAGCCUCAUUUCAGCUGUGGAUCCUGUGGCAGUGCUAGCUGUUUUUGAAAAUAUUCAUGUCAAUGAGCAGCUUUACAUCCUGGUGUUUGGAGAGUCAUUGCUGAACGAUGCUAUAACUGUGGUCCUGUACAAUUUGUUCAAGUCUUUCUGCCAGAUGCGCACAAUUAAGGUUAUUGAUGUAUUCGCUGGAAUUGCUAACUUCUUUAUAGUGGGGAUCGGUGGAGUAUUGAUUGGAAUCCUUUUGGGAUUUGUAGCAGCCUUUACCACCCGUUUCACCCAUAAAAUCCGAGUGAUUGAGCCACUCUUUGUCUUCCUGUACAGUUACUUGUCAUACAUAACAGCUGAAAUGUUUCAUCUCUCGGGCAUCAUGGCGAUUACAUCUUGUGCCAUGACCAUGAAUAAAUAUGUGGAGGAAAACGUUUCCCAAAAAUCCUAUACAACGAUAAAGUAUUUUAUGAAGAUGUUGAGCAGUGUCAGUGAGACCUUAAUCUUCAUUUUCAUGGGAGUGUCCACAGUUGGGAAGAACCAUGAGUGGAACUGGGCCUUCGUUAGCUUCACCCUCCUUUUCUGUUUAAUAUGGAGGGCACUGGGUGUUUUUGUUCUGACUCAGAUCAUUAAUGUGUUCCGGACAAUUCCCCUCACUUUUAAGGACCAAUUUAUUAUUGCUUACGGUGGCCUCCGAGGAGCUAUUUGUUUUUCACUUGUGUUUCUGCUUCCUUCUACUGUGUUCCCCAGGAAGAAGUUGUUCAUCACUGCCGUUAUUGUGGUGAUAUUCUUUACUGUUUUCAUUCAGGGAAUAACGAUUCGUCCACUGGUGGAGUUUCUUGAUGUCAAAAGGUCAAAUAAAAAGCAACCUGCUGUCAGUGAAGAAAUUUAUAACAGGUUCUUCGAUCAUGUGAAGACAGGAAUUGAAGAUGUCUGUGGACACUGGGGUCACAACUUUUGGAGAGAUAAGUUUAAAAAGUUUGACAAUAAAUACCUGCGAAGACUUCUCAUCCGAGAGAACCAGCCCAAAUCCAGCAUUGUUUCUUUGUACAAGAAGCUGGAAAUAAAGCAUGCCAUCGAGAUGGCCGAGAGUGGAAUGAUCAGCAAAGUCCCAUCGUCGGUGUCUCUCAGUGAAUAUCAUGAAGGAAAAAUAAAACCAUUGUCUCCCACUGAAAUGGAAAACAUGCGGGAAAUUCUAACAAAGAAUCUCUACCAAAUACGACAUCGAACAAUGUCAUAUAACCGACAUAGCCUGGCUGCAGAUGCAAAUGAGAAGCAGGCCAAAGAAAUUCUUAUCCGUCGCCGGCACAGCCUUAGGGAGAGCCUAAGGAAAACUAACAGCCUGUCAAGAGAAAGACCGGCUGCUGCUGCAAAUACAAAAAGAUUUCUUUCACUUCCUAAAAACACUAAACUCCCAGAGAAACUACGUGUAAGAAAUAAAACAUCUUCCAGAGUGGGUGACAGCAGUGACUCUGAAAUGGAUGCCACUACCACGGUGCUCAAUUUAAGACCCAGAGCAGGGAAAAUCUUGAGAGAACAGAGAUUGAGGCAGCAGCGGCCACCGUCUGAGUUAAGGAUGGAAUGGAAGAAUGAAGUCGAUGGGAGCCAGAAUGGACGAGGAGAGCAGCAGGAGCCAGGCAGCCUGCCUCAGCCAUCCGUUGGGUUCAGGCAGCCACUGCUGACGAGACCAAGAUUUGGCACUUUGAGCAGGGAAGAUUUGACUGCAGACCAUGGGUCGGCAAGACCUAUACCACCACCACGAUUGGUUAGGCAGGCGUCACAAGGGGAAAGACAGAGAAAUAAGCCUGAGAACCAGCCGUAUUGAACACAGCAGAAACUGAACUAUUGGUAAUAAGCAGUGGGCAUAUCGUUAGGAUUCUAAACUAUCUGAUCAGACAGCGGGAUCCAUUAAAGAGAAGAGAAACCUUAAUGUGGAUCUAAGCAUUUCCAUUUGGACAAAGUCAACACCAUUAACUAAGUGAAAGGAAUACUGGAGCAAUUGCAAAACUGAGGACGUUAAAAAAAAAAAAAAAUCUCUUUUAUAAAUAACUUAUGGCAAUGCUUUAAUUACAUUAUAUCCACUAUUAAGAUAGGAUGGAAAUGUGCCUUAUCACAUCAUCUCCUGUGGAACCAAGUCAUGCAAGUUCAAUACCCAGCUAUCCAUAAAAAAAAUCAUGAAAGUCCAGUGAUGAAGGGGUUCUUUACAAAAACCUAUAUCAUUUCAGGUUUUAUUUAUGAUCAAAUAAUACUUGUUUUAACCAGAGCUUUAAUAUGAGUAACACUGAAAAUUGCACAAUGCACCUAUCAUAUAGACUUCAUAAGAAGAAUAAAUAUAUUCCUGGAGCCCAGUUUAUUGGAAGAGCUGUGAUGUGCAAAAAGAGGAAGAAAAGAAGGAGCAAGCUGUUGGACCAGAAUUGCACAGUUUAUAGAGAGAAGCUGCAACAGAGACAAGGCCUGAAUAGCUUGAAUUUUUACUUUUUUUUUUUUUUUUUUUUUUAAUUUUUGGCAAUAUGUAGCCUUUGAAUGGUACUGCGAAUCACCAAGGGAAAUCUGAAUUCUCACUGAAAUCUGAACCUUGAUUCUGACUAAUGUCAACACAACUAGAGCACCUAAAAGGACACCAGAAGUCCUAAAAAGAGACUUCAAGUAGAUAAAAAAUGUUACUGUUCAAAAUUGCUUUUCGCACCUUAGCUUUUCCAUGGCAGUGCAAACACAGCAGUAGAACAGUUGCAGAGCACUGCACAUAGACAAAACCAGCAGUGCCCUGUUUGAGUUUUGGGACCACUGAGGUUCAAGAAAGCUCCUUCACUCAUGCUUGUGAACCUGGUCAACUCAUUUUACUUUCUGUUUCUUUAUCUGUAAAGGGGGAAUGAUUAUCUUUUCUUUGGGCUAUGCACUCCAAGGAACAAAAAUGUUCCUUCUUGUACAGUAAAAGUAGGACCUGGAAAAAAAUAGCUCUGGAAUCAGUUGCAGUCACUGUGCACCUUACUAAUACCCAUAGAAAUGCAGACUUUCUUCACCCCAGCGUAAAUGGCUGUCAUCUGAGUGCCUAUGAGAAGGGAGGGUGCAUUAAAAUAAAUGAUACUUAAUAGCUCUCAGGAAUUUGCACUUUCUGUCCCACUUUAUCUUAAGUUUUGAGCUUGCUUCAGCACAGAUACACAUUUCAGCACAAUGCAAAAAUCAUUUUCAUUCUUCCGGUUACAAGAUUCAUAACUUUCAGUUAAGAAUGUACACUGUGAAAUCAUAACUUCUCUUUUUUCGUUAGCACAUUUCUAAAUCUGUGGGCAAUAAGAUUCACUUAUUUAUUUAAGCUCGUUUUGAAAGAACUAUUAAAAAUCAAAUUUGCUUUUAAAAUCACAGGGUAGAUUUAUUUCAAAGGUUUGUGGGCCGGGAUGGUAAAUGAGUUUUAUAAAUAGGGAUAAUGACUUUCCUUCACUUAAGCUUUUCCAAAAUAUUCAUUUCAUGUAUGUAUUUAAAAUGUCAAACCUGCCUGAACUCUCUUAUUGUCACGUCUUUUAAUCUUUUCCUCUGUUCAGGCUAUGUAAUUUCUGCUGUUUGUCAAAUGCAAAUUUUAAGCUGCAGAGAGAUGGCUAGGUGAACCCUAGAAAUCUCAGUCAGGUGUUCAUGGCUAUUUUCAAAAAACGAUUUUUGUGGAAGGCAGUAUUUGUCUACCCUUUAAUGAUCAUCUCUUGUUUGGAAAUAAAACUGGGUUCUAACAAAGCUAGUAAGCUUUAAAAAUAAAUUUGAAUGUCUUUCUACAGGAAAAUGUUUCAGCUGUAAAACUGCCAGCAAAUACUCUGUCACUGCAUUACUGAGAUCAUGAUUAAAUAAGAAGCCUUAAGUUUGGAUUUCAGUUCUGAAACUUCUCUGCAGAUGGGACUGUUUAGACUAGGUGUUUUAUAGCAGGCCCAUCUGAAAUCUGACCAAAUAAAUAAAUGCAAAAUGU
Cygnus olor (mute swan) is the source of this 4451-nucleotide messenger RNA. It is a transcript of the gene SLC9A2, whose product is annotated as solute carrier family 9 member A2. The coding region runs from base 36 to 2330 and encodes 764 amino acids. The transcript has 12 exons. The record is from RefSeq and is a predicted model, not a curated record. Gene Ontology annotation, molecular function: sodium:proton antiporter activity. Lineage: Eukaryota; Metazoa; Chordata; Aves; Anseriformes; Anatidae. Gene Ontology annotation, cellular component: membrane. Gene Ontology annotation, biological process: regulation of pH; proton transmembrane transport; sodium ion transport.